Molecule: messenger RNA, 3167 nt
Organism: Aethalodelphis obliquidens (Pacific white-sided dolphin)
Lineage: Eukaryota; Metazoa; Chordata; Mammalia; Artiodactyla; Delphinidae
Gene: TRNP1
Product: TMF1 regulated nuclear protein 1
Exons: 2
Coding region: 1559-2251 (230 amino acids)
Biological process (GO): regulation of cell population proliferation
Cellular component (GO): nucleus
Molecular function (GO): DNA binding
Source: RefSeq, a predicted model, not a curated record
UCCGCUACUCCCGUCACUGAACACCCUCCCCCUCACUCCCUUCUUCAAAGUCCUCCUCCCUUACCCUUCACUGAGCUUGACGCCCCCUCAUGGACCUCACCGUCCUCUCUGAGCCCCUUCUGAGCUGCCUCUCAGGAGCCGAGCUGUCUCGCCCACGAAUCCCAAUCACUCAAUCUAAGGCACUUAAAAGCACUUAGAGAACAUGAUGCGGGGGUGGGGCGGGGUGGUGUGGGGGUGGGGCGUGCUCCAACGUCCUCCUUCUCCUCCACAUCAAGCCAGUGCAGCGCCCCCAUCAGCCUCCUCUUCAGCCUGGGGCGGUAAUCACACUGGCCACACUUUCGGCAGGUCCCCUGAGCCCACGGUCUGCUGCAGUUCUUUCCAAUUGGUCUCAGCUGGUUGCUGGCCCUCCAGCCCCUGCCACCGCCCAACACAGAGCCCUUUCAUUUCUGAUGGCACUUUCAAGUGGAUGGCAGUGUCAUGUUGUCUGGGUCAAUGUUUGGAGGGGGUAUGGCAAGAUCACUUCCGCUGUGGGAAAAAUGGCUAGAGCUCAGUUCUAUCGUUUUGCCAGUAUGACUAAAGUCCCAGUUAAGCAGCGUCCCCUCAAUGACAGUGAGGAGACCCAGGUAUCUGAGUUCCCGGAGGGCAUGCAUGGAUGAGCUUGUCCCUUUCGGCGGUCCAGAUUGAGCCACGGACCUUGGGCAAGGCUCCACUACACCUUCUGGGUCUGUUUCCCGCUGUGUGAUAGGUGUGGGGACACCUACUGGGAGGAGCAGACAGGAGCAGGGACUUGGAAAGAAUUGUGCCCACUGAGGGGUGGGGCUCCCCUGGGGGGCCACCGAGAUUUGCGAAAGCCGUGCCAAGCUCAGCAGCAGUGCUGAGGUUUGUUCUGCAAGUGAAGGGCUUGCCUGGUGAGGAACCAACACUGCCAGAUCCCCACUAGGAAGCCAGUCGCCCAUCUGUGUUAACCUCUCCAUGGCCGCAGGGAGAUUGGAGAAGGUGGUCCUGGUGAAGUUUGCGGCCCAGGAGACCAGGUAGAGCCGAUUCAGCCAAGGGGCAGCGUUUGGUAUGUGCAAGGAGACAAGCCUCCUGAGUUGUGUCUCAGGCUUUCACUGUCACAUAGUGUGGCUUCAGGCAAAAGCCUACCACAGGUGGGGACUGGAGUCCAUGAUUUAUAAGCACUAGCUACUAGAGCUUAUGACUCAGGGGCCAGGCUAGAGAAGAUGCGGUCCCCUUUCCACCCAAAAUUUGGAGGAGGUGGAUAGGGACUGGAUGCCCUAGCAGAGCAGCCUGGGUCGAAGGACCAGGGAGCUGAAGGGUUUGGGCAGUGUCCUGACGGGGCGGGGCAGGGGAGGAGGGUUCAGGGCAUGCUAGUCUUUGAUUGGCUGUGCUGCCCUUCGCUCCGCCCCAUGGCCUAUAAGACGCACCCGCGGCUGCCUUGGCGCUAGUGUGGGGGCUACGGCCGCGUCUCUCUCUGUUUUGAGGCCUCCAUCCUUCCCAGCGUGGGGGACAGCCGGCCAGACCCGCGGACCUACUGCUGCGGACCGCCGGGGGGCGGGGGAUGCCGGGCUGCCGCAUCAGCGCCUGCGGCCCGGGGGCCCAGGAAGGGUCGGCGGAACCGGGGUCCCCAUCGCCGCCGCCCGGGGAGCGCCUAUUCUCCCCUCAGCCCCCGUCCCCAACUCCGACCUUGACCCCGACCCUGGCUCAGGCCUCACCGCAGCCCGAAGUGGCCCAGGAGUCGGCGGGCUCGGCCGAGGGGCAGGAGCUGCAGCGCUGGCGCCAGGGCGCUAGCGGGGGCGCGGGGCGCACCGGGCCGGCAGGGGGCGCGGGCGGCGGCCCGGUCGCGGCGGCGGCGGCAGGGGGCCGCGCGCUUGAGCUGGCCGAAGCGCGGCGGCGACUGCUGGAGGUGGAGGGCCGCCGGCGCCUGGUGUCGGAGCUGGAGAGCCGCGUGCUGCAGCUGCACUGCGUCUUCCUGGCGGCCGAGCUGCGCCUGGCGCACCGCGCCGAAAGCCUGGGCCGCCUGGGCGGCGGCGUGGCGCAGGCCGAGCUCUAUCUGGCGGCGCACGGGUCACGCCUCAAGAAGGGCUCGCGCCGCGGCCGCCGCGGCCGCCCGCCCGCGCUGCUUGCCUCUGCGCUCGGCCUGGGCGGCUGCGUGCCCUGGGGCGCCGGGCGCCUGCGGCGGGGCCACUGCCCCGAGCCCGAUUCGCCCUUCCGCCGGAGCCCGCCCCGCGGCCCCGCCUCCCCCCAGCGCUGACCUCCGCGCCGGGACCUCUGGCCACCCCGACAGGCCAUCGCCGAGGUGCCGACCGACGGAUUGUGGACGCCGGCUGGAUGGACGGCGUCACCGACGCGGAUGGACAGAUUGCCCGACCCCAGGAGGAGACAGUCGGGGGGCCGAGGGCCCAGUAAAGAAGGCUAAACUGAGCUCCUCCCAGCUCCUCAGAGCCUCGACUCGAUCUGACUCCUGGAUUCUGCGCCUUCCCUGGGCACCUCCUUCAGGAAGACUCCUCUCAUUGACCCUACACAAGCAUGGCACUCUCCUCGCUUCACAGUGGCAAGGGGCUGGAUUCUGGGGAAGUUGCCGAUACUAUGAACUUCUCUAUAUAUGCUGCAUUUGACUUUGGCUUACACUGUACAACUGAAGAUGUUACGACAAGUCCUUGAGACGCAGUCAGAUCGUUUAAGAGUGCAGCAAAGCUUUCCAAUGUGAAAGGGAAAAGGAUCUCUUUUAGAAAUGUCAUCAUUCUUUAACAAGUCACAGUGCAGCUGGGGUCCCCAUUUUGGUAGAUGCUGUUGCUUCUCAGUCUAACAGCACCAGGAGGCCUGUUUGAGGGGAAACAUUGCUGUGAGCAAUCCCUCAGUCCCCCUCAUUCACCGUCCUUGCCCUCUCCAGGUGGGCACGUGCCUGCGGCCCCUCAGAAAGGUAAUGGGCUGCUGGCUCCCGGGGGACACACCUGUUUCUCAGGAAGAGGCGUUGGCAACAUAAUUCUAAGUUUUAAAUGAAAAAAGGGAGCACAUUUAUUCAAAUAUCCUGAUGGUAGAGGGAAGGGGGCCACGCUGACUCACACAGAACCCAGAACUUGUAGAGUUCCGCAAAAUGAACGCAUAUAGGGUCAGUUCCUUGAUGUAUACAUUCAGGAAGAAUAAAUCUCAGCGAUGUGAGACAAGCA